UACAAUUACAUACUCAUAUAUAAAAGUUGAAUUUUUUAAAAUUGAAAUACAUUAUGUAUAUACGUUCUUAGAUAAUACAUUUAGAUGGUGUACAAGCCAAAGCACCAAAAAUGGCUCAGUAUAAUAACGGAAAUGUUCCGUAUGAAUUACACGUUAAAAAAAAUACUGUGAUAAAUACUUUGGGAAGGUAUGAACUUUCAAAUGUGCAAAACGUGACGGCAGAACCUACAGUUGUGUGACGUUUUAAGUAAUUCCAAAGAACGUAUGAUUAUCGAAGGAUAUAUAAAAACUAAUUUUGCGGAGAUGCGCAAAUUAAAUCAAGUGAUUGGAUGCGGUUCAAUUACAGACGGAAAUUAUAAAAUGGAAGUACGUGUUUCUAAUUUUAAUUAUGACGAUUAUUUAGAUUUAGAAAUAACAAAAGGGGAUAAAAUUCAAAUCAUUGGAUCUAUUUAUAAUGCAGCAGAUUCACCAUAUUUAAUUAUAAACGAUAUUCACGAUAUAAAAAAGUUAGGGGGUCAUUUGCCCUUAUCUUCGUUAUUAAAUGGAACAAAAACUCCAAAAAAAAGGGAAUUGGAAGAAAAAUCAAGUUCAUACGUAAGAAUGAUUUUAAUGAAAAUUUUAUAUUAAAUAGAGAUAAAGAGAAGAGAGUUAUAAACCACCAUUUUAAUUAUUUUAAUUAACUCAAUAAAUAUUUCUGUAACAAAAUUCUUAUCGAUACAAGUUUGUUACCUAUAAAGUUCUACAUUCAUGUUUAAUAUUUAUUUAUGAACAAUGGCUAUGUUGUGAUGCUUAAAUAACAUAUAAAAUAGUAAUUUAAGCAAUUAUCAUCAAAAUUCAAUACAAGUGUAUAAAAUAUCAAAAAUUUCAUAACAUACAUCUAAUCCGUAAUUAUCUUCUCUCUUCCAUUCUCUCUCUUUCUCUUUCUCUCUCUCUCUCUCUCUCUCUCUCUCUAAGA
Molecule: messenger RNA, 955 nt
Organism: Monomorium pharaonis (pharaoh ant)
Lineage: Eukaryota; Metazoa; Arthropoda; Insecta; Hymenoptera; Formicidae
Exons: 3
Coding region: 265-627 (120 amino acids)
Source: RefSeq, a predicted model, not a curated record